Medicago truncatula (barrel medic) is the source of this 919-nucleotide messenger RNA. RefSeq names its product miraculin. NCBI's taxonomy places the organism in Eukaryota, Viridiplantae, Streptophyta, Magnoliopsida, Fabales, Fabaceae. The coding region runs from base 50 to 691 and encodes 213 amino acids. The record is from RefSeq and is a predicted model, not a curated record. The transcript has a single exon. Gene Ontology annotation, molecular function: endopeptidase inhibitor activity.
UCCAUCACAAACCAAACUUAAUUACAAAUUACUUAAAGCAUACAGAACAAUGAAAAACACAUUGCUAGCAUUUUUCUUUCUCUUUACCUUCUUAAGCUCACAACCACUUCUUGGAGCAGCUGAAGCUUCAAAUGAACAAGUGGUUGACACAUUAGGCAAGAAACUCCGAGCUGAUGCUAAUUACUAUAUUAUCCCGGUUCCCAUAUACAAAUGUGGACCUUAUGGUAAAUGUAGAAGCAGUGGUUCAAGUCUUGCCCUAGCAAGUAUUGGAAAAACUUGCCCUCUUGAUGUUGUGGUUGUUGAUAGAUAUCAAGCUUUGCCACUUACUUUUAUCCCUGUUAACCCUAAGAAGGGUGUUAUUCGUGUGUCUACUGAUUUAAACAUCAAAUUCUCAUCUCGUGCUACUUGUCUACACCAUUCCAUGGUGUGGAAGCUUGAUCGUUUUAAUGUAUCUAAGAGACAAUGGUUUAUUACUAUUGGUGGUGUUGCUGGAAAUCCGGGAUGGGAAACCAUUAAUAAUUGGUUCAAGAUUGAGAAGUAUGGUGAUGCUUAUAAGUUGGUGUUUUGCCCUAGUGUGGUGCAGUCUUUCAAGCAUAUGUGUAAGGAUGUUGGAGUAUUUGUUGAUGAAAAUGGAAAUAAGCGUUUGGCUUUAAGCGAUGUUCCCCUUAAAGUUAAAUUUCAACAAGCUUGAUGAAAGCCUCUCUAAUAUAAUGCAUAAAUAGAUAUGAAAACAUGCAUUUCUCUUUCAAUAAUGUUUAUUGGGAUCCUCAAAGUUAGGCUUCCUUAUUACAAACAAAUAAAAUAAAUAAACUUAUUAAUGUUUAUCAUCCUAUAGCACUUGGUUAAUUGUUCAAAAUUGAGCCUAUAAUAUACACGACGUAUGAAAAAUGAACUUGUAAAAUAAAAACAUAUAUUUUAU